Phragmites australis (common reed) is the source of this 2713-nucleotide messenger RNA. Its product is annotated as protein PIN-LIKES 7-like. The transcript is spliced from 11 exons. Bases 602 to 1879 code for a protein of 425 amino acids. Gene Ontology annotation, biological process: endoplasmic reticulum to cytosol auxin transport. Gene Ontology annotation, cellular component: membrane. Lineage: Eukaryota; Viridiplantae; Streptophyta; Magnoliopsida; Poales; Poaceae. The record is from RefSeq and is a predicted model, not a curated record.
CACUGCUUCUGUUUCUUGCUUCCUUCUCCUUCAACCUCUGGGCUCUGAUUGGCAUGGAGAUCUGGGUAUGUCCUGGGCUCACAAUUUAGCUUAGAACUACGGCUGCUUCUGGAAACCAUGCGCUAGUCAUUUGCAGACCUGUUUCUUUUGCAAAACAGCCGUGAACACAAGAACUGCUUAACCUCAUGGCGUGCAUGGAAAUUCUCGGCCUUCAAAUAAGUUUUAAUGGCCAUAAUUUUUCUUUGGUAUUUAUCCUUCUUUUAUUCUGUUUCCUUUUUUUAAUUUGAAAAGAAAUGCGUGAACUGGUUUUUGUCAUUAUUGCCAUGAUUUCUCUAAGCCAUAGCUAGAGAGGCGCGCAAGUGCAUCACGACUUCGCCUCUUGUGCAUUCACAAGACAAUCCAAGCAAUGUGGAGCUGUCCUUUUCAAGUUCCGACUAGCAUUUGCUAGAAAGGUUACACAUCCAGUACAGAAUUUGGAUAAUCUCUUGUCAUAUAAUCAGGAGACGUCUGAAAAUUAUCCUUUGGCAUCAUACAGCAAGCCAAUCAAGAAGGGAUCGAGUAGACAGACAUAAAGAAAAGCUUAAUACUACAACAGAAAAGGAUGGGUUUCUUGUCAUUGUUUCUAGUGGCUUCUAUGCCAAUCAUCCAGGUCCUGCUCAUAGGUGUCAUUGGAGCUUACCUCGCCUCCGGUUACAGCAAUGUUCUGACCACAAGCGCUCGGAGGGAUAUGAACAAGGUUAUUUUUACUGUCUUCACCCCAUCUCUGGUGUUCGCUACCCUGGCAAAGACGGUCACGCUUGCGGAUGUCAUUUCUUGGUGGUUUAUGCCAGUUAAUAUAGCAAUCACAUUCAUGGUUGGUGGCAUUCUAGGUUGGAUAGCAUGCAACAUCUUGAAGCCACCACAACACUUCAGGAGCUUGAUCAUUGCCUUCUGCUCAGCAGGAAAUCUUGGGAACCUGCUCUUGAUCAUUGUUCCGGCUGUCUGCGACGAAGAUGCUAACCCAUUUGGAGAAGAUCGAAGCAUUUGCCGCUCACGCGGGCUCUCCUACUCUUCAUUGUCCAUGGCUCUCGGUGGCCUUUUUAUAUGGACGCAUACAUACAGCCUCAUGCAGAAGGCAGGCAAACUGUACCACAAAAUGCAGUCUAAAAGCAUUCAGUGCCCGGCCGACAUCAACGAAGAGAAUUCUGUGCAAGACGCGGAGCAAGCUAAAGAAGAUGGUACAGCUGCCUACACUGACGAGGAGGCGCCCGUUUCGACGUCAGUUAAGCCUGGUGAACAAAGGGAGCAGAAUGAAAUGGAAGCCCCUCUCUUGUCCUGCCAAAGCGAGGUCGCUAACAAAGGAUUCUGGACAAAUCUGAAGGAUGCUGUCCACCAGUUUAUCGAGGAGCUGAUGGCCCCACCAACAAUAUCAGCAAUAAUUGGAUUUGUUGUUGGCCUAGUCCCAUGGUUAAAAUCUCUAAUCAUUGGCGACGGAGCUCCUCUCAAAGUCAUACAGGAUUCCCUCCAACUAAUGGGCAAUGGCACAAUACCUUGCAUCACCCUCAUCCUAGGUGGAAACCUGACGCAAGGGCUGCGGAAGUCGGCUCUCAAGCGUACGGUGAUCCUCACAAUCGUCUGCAUACGCUUCGUGAUCCUCCCGCUGAUCGGGAUCGCCGUGGUUCAUGCCGCGUAUGGCGUCGGGUUCCUGCCUCACGACCCGUUGUACCGCUAUGUGCUGAUGGUGCAGUUCGCCCUGCCUCCUGCGAUGAACAUUGGAACCAUGGCUCAGCUGUUUGAUGUUGGACAAGAGGAAUGCUCAGUGAUCUUUCUCUGGACGUACCUUGUUGCCGCGAUCGCGCUGACGACGUGGUCGACGAUCUUUAUGUCCAUUCUGUCUUGAAGUCACCGGGUGUGGCUGCGUUUGUCGGACAUGGUGGUGCUCAACGAUUCAGCUCAACAAAAGGAAGGGAGGAGAGUGAAGAUGGUGAUCGGUCUCGGAAAGAGGAGUGACAACUUAGUUAUACCUCUAUAGACUACAGAAUAGCCGUAUUGGCCAGGCGAUUCUUUCUGUAUCCAAAAUUUUUUGGUCCAUUUGGUGUGUGCUGUAUUCUGCAGUAGACUAUGAUCAAAUGAUAAUGAUCAUUUAGGCAUUUAUUGUACUAGCCAAUUAGCCCGCGUAAUUACGUGGCUAGACCUGUUAGAUGAUCGCUUCGUUAUAUAAUUCAAAUUCAUAUGAUUAAAAAUGUUACUAUAAUCACUAUACAAUUCAAAUGUAUAUAAUUAAAGAUAUAGUUUUAGGUUAUGCAAACACAUAGUUAAUUAUAAUAUAGCGCUACCAAUUAAAUAUAAGUUGCUCUUUCUAAUAAUUUAUUAUUUUAGUGAUCGAUAAUUUCUUUAUUUUUGCUUUGGUAAAUAAGUCGUAGUAGACUAUAUACAGUGGUUGGGCCCUUUCUUAUGUUGAUUAUUUUAGAUGAGUCUCAUUCGGUUGUUUGUAUCUUUAUUGGGCAUUUCUUAAGUUAGUUUUUGGCUAAUGGGCUUAGUCAUAUAUAAUAUUAAGUCAGUCCAAAGUUUAUUUGGAUCUAUUGGUUGUGAUUCAAUCUUACUAAAAAUCCAUCAAAAUUUUGUGAGAUUUUCUAGUAUUUCUUUUUUUUCUUGUUUGAUAAAUAUUUUUACUGAUGUAAUCAUAUUUGUGCUACUCGGGAAGCAAGGAAGAAAAAGAGAAAAUAAUUCCAUA